This is a messenger RNA of Postia placenta MAD-698-R-SB12, 819 nucleotides long. RefSeq lists its product as hypothetical. The annotation marks the transcript as partial. Lineage: Eukaryota; Fungi; Basidiomycota; Agaricomycetes; Polyporales; Adustoporiaceae. Gene Ontology annotation, molecular function: DNA binding. The record is from RefSeq and is a predicted model, not a curated record. The transcript is spliced from 8 exons.
AUGCAGCAGCCCACCCUCCAGAACAUCCGCAUUCGCUCCACCCACGACGCCCACAAGAUAUUCUACGCCGUAGCGCGCCGCGUCCUCCCCAUGACCACCCGCCGCCUCGACGCGGAGGAACGCCGAGCAAUCUGCUCGGGGAACGUCUACAUCUGGGAGGAACGCUGCGCAAACUCAGAAGCCACCGGCAUGGGCAUGGAACGAUGGACCGACGGCAUGGGCUGGGGCCCCAGCCGGGUUCGCGAUGAAUUCCUCUUCUAUCACCAGCGCGAGAACGAGGCCAACGACGACCCCUCCCACCCGUCCGCCGGGUGGGCAAACAUCAUGAGGAAACGGGACACGCGCCCGGGCGGCCACCCAUACUCGCGUACAGACACCGAGCGCCUCAUCAAGCAGACCUACAGCGUGCACGUCUACCUGCCCGAAGACCGCCCGCGCAAUGCCACCCGUAAAUGGCACCUGACGGCGUACUUCAGCCAGACGACGCUCGACAGCCUCAGCACCAUCGACGAGAUCCUCGGCGUCGGCGACGUCAUGGUCCCCGACGGCUGGUUCAAGAGCGCGCGCGCAAGCAAGGCGAAGCGCGCCGAGACCUCCUCCGGCGACGAGCUCGCGCCACCUCCCCGCGCCAGGGCCUCGCCCAGUUCUCCGUCGACGCCAUCCCGCACGACCCGCGCGCCCUCGCCCCCGCGCCGGCACGGCCUGGGCCCGCGCGGGCCGCGCGACCUCGUCCCGCUCGACGUGCUGCAGGGCCUCGCGCGCCCCGUGCGCAACCCCGUCGACGAGCAGUUCCUGCGGCGCUUCGCGUCCUCGGGCGUC